AUGGCGACUCAGGAGGAUCACCACUAUGGCCUGGGAGACCCAGCGAUUCUGGACAAAAUUGACCGACUCUUUGCCUGCGGUGUAGGCGAUUACAUCAACUUGCCUCAGAUCGUGGUGGUAGGGGACCAGUCUUCGGGCAAGAGUAGUGUCCUUGAAGGUCUUAUCCGGAAACCAUUGCCUCGAGACAGUGGUCUAUGUACGCGGUUCACGACGCAAAUUAUUUUCAAGCGGUCGUCUUGCGAAACCAUCUCGGUGUCAAUCAUACCUGGCACAGACGCCACCGACGAGCACAAAGCGGGCCUCCAUGCGUGGUCCAAACGAGAGCUACAAACGCUCGACUGUGCUACAUUCGCCUCCAUCAUGGAGGAGGUUCACCAUACGAUGGGUCUCUCGCGGCAUCAAGAGGGAUCAGCCCGCAAAGGGCCCACGUUCUCUCGUGAUGUCUUGCGUUUGGAGAUCUGUGGGCCCACUCAAGAGCACCUGAGCGUCAUUGACGUCCCGGGUAUUUUCAAAAACACCACUCCAGGAAUUACCACCAAAGAAGACAUAUCGCUCGUACGUAGUAUGGUCCUGGGUUACAUGGAAAAUCCUCGAUCCGUUAUGCUGGCGGUCAUUCCUGCGAACGUGGACGUCGCGACUCAGGAGAUCCUCCAACUAGCAGCCGAUGUCGAUCCAGACGGGAAACGAACGCUAGGUGUCCUUACUAAACCAGACUUGGUCGACCAGGGUGCUGAAUCCCGCGUGGUCGACUUACUGCAAGGUCAAGCUCACCCCUUGAGGCUUGGCUGGCAUGUCGUGCGGAAUCCCGGCCAACAACACUUGUCCGAUAUGUCCCUCGAUCGGGGCAGACUCGAGCAGGAUUUCUUCAAUACCAGGGUUCCAUGGAACAAGCUAGAGACGUAUAAGGUGGGGAUCGAGUCCUUACGACUCCGCAUCCAAUACGUUCUCUCCGACCUUGUGCGACAAGAAUUUCCCAAGGUGAAACAAGAAACGGCGCGAAAACUGACUCUUGCCCGAGGAAAACUGAGCCAACUGGGCAUGGAACGAGAGACUCCUGAAAAACAAUUGUUGUAUCUCACGGAUUUGGCGACAAAAUUCCAACGUGUGGUGUCCUUCUCCGUCGAUGCCAAGUAUGGGAGCGACGCCAUCUUUGACGACAUGCAGCUGAGGUUGGCCACUCUCAUCAGUACGCGCAACGUGACGUUCUCCGAUGAUCUUAGUCGACAUGGUCAAGAGUAUUGCUUCACCACUUCGGAGAACUUGAGAGACACCGAUGGGGAUUCGCCACCCCCCUUAUCGUGGGAGUCCGUCGACAGUGACUCAUCCGAACGCGAGGAGACAUUCGAAACUCGCAAAUUGACCGACUCUGUGGAUGUCGAAGAAAUCCUGCAGGCGCAGGAAAGUUUCUCCACUAUGAAUGGGAAGUCCAUUGCUCGCUGGCUCCGCGAGGUGUACACGAGCUCGCGAGGCUUCGAAUUGGGGACCUUUGACUCUUCGAUUUUGGCGACGACCAUGAAGGUGCAAUCAACGAAGUGGACUGGCAUCGCGCUCGGGUACAUCAGUGAUGUUGUAGCGAUUGUUCACCGUUUCAUCGAUCGGGUUCUAGACUCGAUCUGUCACGAGCGAUUGGUUAAAUCCGAAUUGCUCUCGGUUUUGAUGGAUGGUCUGCUCGAGCGUUACUCUAAGGCCAUUGACCAUGUGCGCUUUCUGCUCGACGUUGAGCGUGUCGGAACCCCGAUGACGUUGAAUCACUACUUUACGGACAACCUUGAAAAAUGUCGCCAAAAACGAAUGAAGACACUGAUGUCUAGGAUGUCCAUCAACGAUUGUACACACGGGCAGGUAGUCCCACUUCAAGAUGUGGCCCAAAGCCAUCCAAUGAGCAACACUGAACACGUCGUUCAGGACCUCCAUGAUAUCCUCUUUUCUUACUACAAGGUGGCACGGAAGCGGUUUGUGGACAGCGUCUGCAUGCAGGCCGCCGACCAUUUCCUCAUCAACGGGCCUCAGACACCCUUGGCUCUGUUUUCCCCGAUGUUUGUGAGCAGUCUCAAUGCGGAGCAACUAGAGGCUAUUGCAGGUGAAGAUUAUGGAUCUCGAAGGACGCGAUUACAUCUUAAAAGAGAGAUUGCUAGUCUGGAGGAUGCUAAGAAGAUCUUGAAGUGA
Messenger RNA from Rhinocladiella mackenziei CBS 650.93, 2166 nucleotides. RefSeq lists its product as uncharacterized. The transcript has 4 exons. Bases 1 to 2166 code for a protein of 721 amino acids. Gene Ontology annotation, molecular function: microtubule binding; GTPase activity; GTP binding. NCBI's taxonomy places the organism in Eukaryota, Fungi, Ascomycota, Eurotiomycetes, Chaetothyriales, Herpotrichiellaceae. Gene Ontology annotation, cellular component: membrane; microtubule; cytoplasm. The record is from RefSeq and is a predicted model, not a curated record.